UUCACCACAGUUCAGUACAGGAAAAACUCACCUCCUGCAUGCAGCGUUUCAGUUUGUCGAAAUCAUUUUUUUAAGUUAGGUUAUAAUCGUAUGCAUCAAAUCAUACAAUUAAUUAUAAGCUAGUUUUUUAAGGAAAAAACUUAAAUUUAGUGAAUUUGCAGUGCGGAUAUAUUGAGAUUCUCGCAGACGAACACUUGGCGGAAACGAAAGUUACGUGUUGGCGUCGUGGCUUUGGUUUUCUAAGCUAAAAAUCCAAAGUGUGGACAUAGCAAUUGCAAACCCCUUAAGAAGUCCGAGUUUCUUCACUUUAAGCUAGCUAUAAUUUGCUUAAAAAACCUUAAUGCUAAAAAACUACAAAAUCAACUAGCCAACCUACACAAGAGAAACAAAAGUGUUAAAAAUACCAUAAGCGGCGACAUAAAAAACAGCGAUAGUAACAAGAACUUUGCAGACGCAAAAAAAGUAACGGCUUAAAAACGAUUUCAACAACAGCAACCAGUCCGCAGAAGAUCAUGGAGGAAGAUGAGAGGGGAAAACUGUUUGUUGGCGGUCUCUCAUGGGAGACGACACAGGAAAACCUGUCACGUUAUUUCUGCCGUUUUGGAGAGAUCAUUGAUUGUGUGGUAAUGAAGAACAACGAGAGUGGUCGUUCUCGUGGUUUUGGCUUUGUAACAUUUGCGGAUCCGGCAAAUGUGAGCCAUGUGCUACAGAGUGGACCGCAUACACUUGACGGACGCACGAUUGAUCCAAAACCAUGCAAUCCUCGUACGUUGCAAAAGCCUAAGAAAGGAGGCGGUUACAAAGUUUUCCUUGGCGGUUUACCAUCCAAUGUUACUGAGACGGAUUUGCGUACUUUCUUUGGACGCUAUGGCAAAGUAACUGAAGUAGUCAUUAUGUAUGAUCAAGAGAAGAAAAAAUCUCGUGGCUUCGGUUUUUUGUCGUUUGAGGAGGAGUCGUCGGUGGAGCAUGUCACUAAUGAACGCUACAUCAAUCUUAAUGGUAAACAGGUGGAAAUUAAAAAGGCGGAACCUCGAGAUGGAUCUGGCGGCCAAAGCGCUAACAAUAGCAACGUUAGCGGCGGUUAUGGCAAGCUUGGCAACGAGUGCAACCACUGGGGACCCCAUCAUGCACCAAUCAAUAUGAUGCAGGGUCAGAACGGCCAAAUGGGAGGUCCACCACUUAAUAUGCCAAUUGGUGCCCCUAAUAUGAUGCCUGGCUACCAGGGCUGGGGAACUUCACCUCAGCAGCAAGGCUACGGGUACGGUAAUAGUGGCCCUGGUUCUUACCAGGGCUGGGGUGCUCCACCUGGCCCCCAAGGACCACCUCCACAAUGGUCUAAUUAUGCUGCUGGUCCUCAACAAACCCAAGGUUAUGGCGGCUACGAUAUGUAUAAUUCGACAUCAACUGGUGGACCAUCUGGUCCUUCAGGCGGUGGCAGCUGGAAUUCAUGGAACAUACCCCCGAAUUCGGCUGGUCCGACAGGAGCACCAGGAGCUGCUGCCGGAAGCGCUACUGAUAUGUAUUCGCGCGCUCAAACAUGGGGAGCCGGAGGCCCCUCAACUACCGGCCCUGUAGGCGGCAUGCCACGGACUGGUCCGGGUAACUCGGCAUCAAAAUCGGGUUCAGAAUAUGACUACGGCGGUUAUGGCUCUGGUUAUGACUAUGACUAUAGCAACUAUGGAAAACAAGACGGCGGUGCCUCGAAUUAUGGCGCCGGACCGCGGUCAGCGUAUGGAAAUGAUAGUGCUACACAGCCACCAUACGCUGCCUCGCAGGCAGUUUAAGGCGCAUUAGUCGACACACACAUAACGCGUCCGAACACCAGCGUCCUUACCGAACAAGUGAACGUUGUAUUUCGCUCAUUGCGUGGUGUGAAGUAAGAUUAAUGUUUAAGCUUAGCGUCUAUUCAUUCAGUUCAGUUGUUGAAAUUAAUUACUAACUAUAUAUAUAUACUACAUAAACAAAUACUAAAUAUAAUGUUUAUAUACAUACAUUACUUAUAUUGAGGAAAAAGGACAAAGAACAUACAAAUAUGUGAAGGCAUAAAAAAGCGAGAAGCAUUAGGCACUCAACAUACAUACAUAAAACACUGCUACCAUCCAUUAUACACAGACACAAACUUAACUUAAAUACUAGCUUAAAAAAUCACAAGCAAAAAGUAAAUUCAUAUUUUGAAAAAAAAGGAAAUUUAGAGAACAAACCGUAAACUGUUCGCAUUAAUCUAGAAUAAAUUUGAUAGAAUGAAUCAACUGGCACAGCAAUACGGACAUGCGUGACUGUAGAGAAAUGGGCUUAUGUGGUAGCGACAUUAUUUUGAAUUAAUUAUGAGUUAUUUAUUUUUGCAUGAGUUAAUGAAUGAAUGCCCAAAAAUAACUCGCUUUUAGGCACAAUACAAUAAUUUAGAUGCAUAUUUUUCGGGAAUACAUUUAUACUUAACGUGUUAUAAGUUGUACCUAAUCAUUUGAAUAAGCUAUUAGUGUUUAAGGAGUUGUUUUAUCUCACUCCCCAGUAAUAAUUACUUUUAGUUCUCUAUGUUAGGAAGUUUGUUGAUCUAUAUAAAUUCGUUGCACAUCUGCGCGUUUGCCGCAUUUAAGACACUACAGUCUAACCUAGCUGGCAGUUCCAGUUGAUUUCUUUUUUCAUAAUCUCAAGGUAAUAGUAUUGUUAAAAUUCAUUUAAAAUUUUUAUUUUGUGCAUACAUUGUAUACCAACAUACAUACAUACAUAACUUAUGAUUACAUUUAUGGUUUGAACUUUAGUUACAACUAAAAUUAUAAUAAAAAUAAUAGUAAAUUACAUAAAAAUAUUUUAAUAAUACAUAUACGCAUUGCUAUCUUAAUUUUGAUGAAUGUAAAUGAGAAAAAUUUUGAAUAGGUGAAAAACAAGAUGUAAAAACACAUAAAUUCACUUUAUAACCCUAUGAAGAGACAACAAGAAUUAUGUGUAGUAAUAGUGAAUUAAUAAGCCAAUAUAUAUAGAUACAUAUAUAUUUACCUACAGAUAUAGUUUACAUACAAUAAUUUAUCAAAAUUUAAACAACCAAAAGGACAAAAAAAGAGAAAAUGAACAAAAAAUUACAUUUGAAGUUGAUAAGAGUAAAUAAACGGAAUGUUUUAAUUUAGAAAUAGUAUAUGUCAUCAAGUAAAUGAUGUAGCCUAUAUAUAGUUUAUAGCUAUUACUACGAUAAUUACAACUACAACUUACUACAGGACGGUGACUGCGAAAAAUUCAAAUGAACAGAGAUAGUAGUGAUCACAUUCAAAGAACUGCAAAUUUGGCUUUGAGGGUGGACUCCAUGGUCCAUGCGAGAAAUACGACUGUGUGGAAGAAUGAAUCGGUUUAAAUUGUUAAUAAUCGCCAUAGCCUCAGUAACUUCGCACUCUCCAUCGCUGAAAUUAACCAGUUUUAUACAUGAUACGUCUAAAAAAUACAUAUGUACAUAUGUAUACCGUGUCCGAUAUGAACAUACUUUGAGUUUAUCUCCUUUUUGUGAGCACCGAAAAAAUGCCUUUUUUGUUAUCUGUGGAACCCAGUUCACAUGCAUUAAUAGUAUGCUUACGACAAAAAUAGAUGUUAAAAGAUUUAAGCUAAAAAAUACAGAUUCUAAUAUUUUAUAAACGGGAAGCAAAAUGGUGGUAGCCAGUGUUCGCAAAUAUCACCGAUGCGAGCCUCAGAAAUAAGAAAAAGGUCGAAAAAAAACAAAAAAUAAAUGCUAAUAGAAUAUUAUAACAAGAAACCUGACGUAAUUAUUAAAUUUAAUAUAAAUACCAUACAAUAACAAUAAAUUACUGUAAACACACACAUACUUUAAAAGCAUACAUACAUAACUAAAUUACAUUUAAAUGGAGAAUACAAAAAAGAAUUCAAUUUAUUAUCUACCACAUACAUUUAAAUCUAUGUAAAAUUAAUCGUAAUAUAAUGAUAAUAUAACAAAACAAAAUAAGAUUACAUAUUUGAUAGAACGAAUGCUAAAUUACAAUUACAAAUGAAACAAGUCUAAAUUUAAUGUACGCUAGCAUAAAAUUUUAACGUAAAACUAAAUUAAAAA
Rhagoletis zephyria (snowberry fruit fly) is the source of this 4048-nucleotide messenger RNA. It is a transcript of the gene Hrb27C, whose product is annotated as Heterogeneous nuclear ribonucleoprotein at 27C. Gene Ontology annotation, biological process: regulation of translation. The record is from RefSeq and is a predicted model, not a curated record. Gene Ontology annotation, cellular component: cytoplasm. NCBI's taxonomy places the organism in Eukaryota, Metazoa, Arthropoda, Insecta, Diptera, Tephritidae. Gene Ontology annotation, molecular function: mRNA binding.